Symbiodinium necroappetens is the source of this 804-nucleotide messenger RNA. The record is from the annotation of a GenBank genome assembly. NCBI's taxonomy places the organism in Eukaryota, Dinophyceae, Suessiales, Symbiodiniaceae.
AUGUCAACGCAGCAAGACGCCUCUGAGUUCUUUACCAUGCUCACAUCUCAGGGAGCCGGAGACCUGCAGGCAGUACAGUGGCAGGGCCGCACGGAUGGCUUGGUUGUAGCGAACGCCUGGAGUGAAGGCGGCUUUCAGAGAGGGCUUCUGUGGGCACCUCCGCUGCUAGCCGUGGUCUUAGGCGCGGAGGUUACAUCCGGCCACUACCGCUCUUUCUGGUACUGCUCGGAAUCUGGCGCCCUGCUGACAGGAGAUGACGCCGUGCGCCCGACCCAAGCCUCGGCCUCAGAGCUCACCCAGGGAUUUCUGCUUCAUGAAGAACAACUGGCGCUGAUACAGCAACAGAUCUCCAUUGUCUUCAAAUUUCCCGAAGACUCAUCCAUAGCGCGCAGCCUCAUGAAGGCCGUGCGUGAAUGGCAAGCCGAACACAAGGCCGGCACCUCUCAUCCAUGGGGAUCGUGUUCGCACUACACGGCCGCCUCCCUCCUCAAGGAGCUCUCCAAGAUCACCGACCCCCCGAAAAACUUCUGCAGUGCUGACAACAAGUACUUCCAGAAGGUGGUGCAGGAACUUGGCCCAGACCCGCACGAAAGUCUGGUUCACAUGGUCUCCUACUGCUCUGCCCGCUUGAGUGCAAAGAAGGAGCAUGUCAUUCUGGACUUUCGCCCAGUGCUGAACACGGUUCUGGCCCGGCAGUCUGAGUUCAUCUCUGGCCUUUUGGAUGGUUGCGACGGCGAACGGCUUGGAAAGCGGGCGCCUGGUGCCUUGGUCCGCAAAGCACGAGGCAAGCCUUCUGAUCGCUAG